UUUUAGAGUGUCGGAUCGUCGUCGAGUGGUGCUAACAUGCUAAUAUGAAGGCUGAGAAUACUUGUCGUUUUAAAACAGAAAGCAAUGAGUGGAGAAGUUUGCAUUGAGAGGGGAGAAGCUGAAAAGACCAGUGUGAGACUCAUGUGAAAGUUUAUAACUUUAGUUAAAACUCUGUUUAGCUGCCUGCUAGCCCGCUAACAGCUUAUUGAACUGCUAGCAGUUCAAAAAAAGUUUGCGGAGACAGCAGGCGGAGCCGAGACAGGUCAGGCGUUAGACGGAUCCGUGACGGUGGCGGGUGCAAAACAGUCGCCGAUCCUGUCUGCCUUGUUCAGGAUGAGCCAGGACUCUGAGCUGCUGGGAGCCGUAGAGUUUAUCAAAGAACGCCUGUAUUUCGCCACGUUACGCAGUAAACCCAAAAGCACAGCCAACACGCACUACUUCUGCACUGAUGACGAGUUUGUGUAUGAAAACUUCUACGCAGACUUUGGGCCUCUGAACCUGGCCAUGUUGUACCGAUACUGCUGCAAGCUCAACAAGAAGCUCAAGUCAUUCACACUGACCAGGAAACGAAUUGUUCAUUACACCAGCUUCGAUCAAAGGAAGAGAUCGAACGCGGCUGUGCUGAUUGGUGGCUAUGCUGUGAUUUACUUGAAGAAGACCCCAGAAGAAGCCUACAGAGCUUUGAUCUCAGGCUCAAAUGCUGCUUACCUGCCUUUCAGGGAUGCUUCUUUUGGAAAUUGCACCUUCAACCUGACUGUGUUGGACUGCUUGCUGGGCAUCAGGAAGGCUCUGCAGCAUGGCUUCUUCAACUUUGAAGCCUUUGAUGUAGACGAGUACGAACACUAUGAGCGUGUGGAGAAUGGAGAUCUGAACUGGAUUGUACCAGGAAAGUUUUUGGCCUUCAGUGGUCCUCAUCCUAAAACUAAAGUGGAGAACGGUUACCCUCUGCAUGCUCCUGAGGCUUACUUCCCAUACUUCAGAAAACACAAUGUGACUACUAUCAUCCGUCUUAACAAGAAGAUCUACGACGCCAAACGCUUCACUGAUGCAGGCUUCAACCACUACGACCUUUUCUUCCCAGAUGGCACCACACCCAAUGACAUCAUCGCACGGCGCUUUCUGCACAUCUGUGAGAAUACAGAUGGUGCUGUGGCCGUCCACUGCAAGGCUGGUCUGGGCAGGACGGGAACUCUAAUUGGCUGUUACCUGAUGAAACAUUACCGCUUCACGGCAGGUGAGGCCAUCGCAUGGAUACGGAUCUGCAGACCGGGCUCUGUGAUUGGACCCCAGCAGAACUUCUUGGAGGAGAAGCAGGCAGCGCUGUGGUCACUCGGAGACAAUGAGCAUUCCCAAAAAGCCAAGCAGGAGGAGAGGGCUGUGCCUCAUCUCAUCACCAGUAUGGAGGAGCUCACAUUAAACCCUACACACAUCAACACAAACCCUAACGGCAACUUGUCCAGAUCGCAGAGCUCCGACCAACUACAGGAGGGUGAGCAAACAGACACUGGGCUGGGCCUGACUCAGGGAGACAAACUGAGAGCCUUAAAGAGCCGACGCUCCCCCCGUCCAGCCACUACUAGUGCCCUGAGAGUGGAGGAGAUAAAUGUGCACAGUAGAUCAUCCUCACAACCACUCAGACUGUCGAUGGGCGCCACUUCCCCAUUCAAGUCCACCAAGUACCCGACAUCCUCCAGUUCUGCUGCAGCCAAGAGGAUCGGGAAGAGUCCGUCAUCAACGAUGUCAAACAUCAGGAGCUCAAAUCUGAGCUCUCGAUUGGCCAGCUCUCUCAGUGAUCUGUACGCUGCUGACACCGAGAAGGACAGGAAGACUCUGUACUCCUCUCUUCCUCCCCCGUCCUCGCCUUCGUCUUCUCUCUCUCUAAGCUCCCCGUCAUCAUCUUUUACUCCACCAUCUGUCUCUCGCUAUGGUAAUGGACCUCGCAGCAUACAGCAUGAAGUCAACAACAACAUCAGUCUAUACAGCAGCCCUGCAGUGCCCCCAACAGGAAAAGGCCUGGUUCAACCAGGACCUCAGGACUUCAGGCCCUACAGGGGCCCUGGGCCCUACAGCGCAAUAAAGGGCCCCUCAGGACGCUACCUGAGCCGCUCUAUACCUUCUCUUCAGUCCGAGUACAUCCAGUACUAAAAGUACCCACUGACCUGAAGACAUUUUUCUUUUUUUUUUUUUUCCUCUCCACAACCCGGCUCCUAAAUUGGAUGUUCAGAGGGAACCUUCAGAUGUUUUCUCUGUCAGGACUGAAUCUCCCGUGAGGUGAUGGCUGCUUGUUCGUCAGACUGUGUAAAUGAGCUGUCUGUAAAUAAAUAGUCCGCACAGAUGAAGAUAUAUUUACAUGGAAAAUAUAUAUUUUAUAUUUGUGACAGAAAGUUGUAUUUUUGUUUUAAUGAUCAAUGUAACUUUUUAGUAAAGUGAGGGAUCAGCUGAUGACAAUUUUGCUCUGUCAUCAUGGUUACAGUAUUUCCGUCCGGCUUCUGAUAGGUUAACCAGCAUAUUGUUUGGUUGAUGUGACGAUCAGCCCUCUUUUUUUGUGUUUGUGUGUCUAAUUUAAUCUAAAGGAAUACCAUCAUUAAUAGCAGAAGAAUAAGGGACCCAAAAACAGAAUGUCAUUAACUAAGCUCAGGGUAUUAAAGUGAGAAUGGGUGUGAAUGUGUGUGUUGUCACUCACUGUACCUUAAAGAACCAGUUUAGUUUUUUAGCGUCAUGAUUGUAAAAUGAAACCUCACCUCUCUGAAUGAAUUUGUCAGACUGAAUUAAAAGUUUGGUAACAAGGCACCACUUCCACUUCAGUACAGUUUAGAACAACAAGAAGUUAAUUCAAGGCAAGAUUUCUGAUAUUUUGGCUGCCAUCUUUUCUAUACAGUCUAACCAGUAGAGCUGGAAGGGAAACAAUUUAAAGGAGGUGAACAGUAAAUGGAAAAUGAUUAGCAGGCAGUGAAGCAUGUGGUUGUAUAGUAAUGAGUUUAAACUGUGGGAUCAGGGUUAGUUUUAGCCAUGUGGACAGCAGACAUCAGCAGGCAUGCUCUUUACACUAGAAGCACUUGUUGCUGUCAGUAGCAUCAGGAAGCUCUGUGUUUAGCUAACGGUGUCAGUCUGAACAUGGAUUAGUGUGUUUAUGUGGCCCGCAGAGUCCUCUUUUUAGGAAUGACUGUGAUCUUCUGUGUUGUUUUAUGUGGAAAAUAAGUGCUCUGUAUUAUUCUAAAGGUUAUCGCCACAGGAACUUUCUCUAGGAAACAGGAAGUUACACUUACUUUCUCUGCUGGAACGUCCUCCAAGAAUGAGCCUCCAGAUUAGAACACCUUUUACCUCCGGAAUCCCCCGGGACUUUUUAAAGGUUUAUGAACUUUAGAAACAUAGAACCUUUUCUAGCACCUCAGGAUUUUAUUUUAAUUUAAACCCGCAAAAACCCAAAAUUUGGACUCCUGUGUAAAAUCUAAAUAAAUACAAUACAAGGAUUUGCAAAUGUGGUAAACAUAUUUUAUUCUCAUUAUAACACAGAAAACAUAUCUGAGAACAUGAGCUGAGAAAAUGUGCCAUUCAAGAAAAAUAUGAGCAGUGUCAGAAAGAGUGGGACACUUUCACAUUUCCCACAGUGCAGCAUUCCCUCUGCUUCCAACAGCAGUCUGUGAACAUCUGGGAGCUAAGCAGAGCUGCAGCUGGACCUCCGGGAGAGGAAUGUUGUGCCUUUCUUGUCUGACAGAGGGUUAUAGCUGCUCAGCACUGCAAAUCACUGCAUUUAGUCUUUAUUUACAUUUGCAGAGUCCUAACUGUGUCUUCUUUGGAAUUUGGACAACUUAAGCCAGACAGGAAUGAGAAGGUGUCAUUGCACCAUGUCAUUUCUAUCUGUGUGCAGAGGACUGAACGUGAGACCACAUCAGCUGACUAAUGUGCUUCACCUUACUGCUGCUUUUAGCUGUGAAAUACAGAUCACGCUGUGCUGGAUAAAACAAUGCCCUGUGUAACUUUCCUGAAGCUUUAAACGCGCUUGAUGAUGACAUCAGCACAGUGUUGUUUUCCUUUGCACUCAUGGUGUGUGUAAGAAAUGAGUUUAUAUGUCAUUCAUGGCAGAUUCCAGGGUUUUUAACAUACUCGUGGGCAAAUAAAAUAAAAGCUCCAGCUACCAACCCAGAGAGAUCACUCGUUCUGAAAUCUUUAUUCGAUGGUGAUGUCCCUCGGUCACAUGAUGGUUUAACUAAACUGACGUGAAGUGCCUUAAAUAUCUCAGAAAUAAUCGUUUGGAUGAAAGUCACGUACAGUUCUGAACAAAUUUAUGAGACCACCGGUUUUACACGAGAACAAAUAUUUCAGAAGUAUUUCACAAACUUGUUUAAAACUAAAAAUUACUGAAUUUCCUGAAGUUUUCAUACCCAAAGUUGAUCCAGGACAGUGGACUGUGAAUCGAACGUUUCAGCCACUGAAACACUUGGUCAGAGUUAGGUCAACUGUGACAAAACGUACACUAGAUGGUGGUCUAAUACAUUUGUUAAGCACUGCAAAUAUGAGCAAUGCAUAGAAGGUUUUUAUUUUUGCACAACUUGUUGCUGUUAUGAAGAAGUGGAAAUGGAUGUCUGAUGUGUAUUUAAUGUCUUACUCAAGUGUUUUACUGAGGGAAUGUUUAAAAAACGUUGUAGUUUCUUUUUUCUUUUAGCAGAGUUUCUGUAUGAGCAAUAACAGGAAAUAAAACAAUUCCUCUGACUCUGA
Oreochromis aureus is the source of this 4716-nucleotide messenger RNA. It is a transcript of the gene cdc14ab, whose product is annotated as cell division cycle 14Ab. NCBI's taxonomy places the organism in Eukaryota, Metazoa, Chordata, Actinopteri, Cichliformes, Cichlidae. Gene Ontology annotation, biological process: microtubule cytoskeleton organization; cilium assembly; positive regulation of cytokinesis. The transcript has 16 exons. The record is from RefSeq and is a predicted model, not a curated record. Gene Ontology annotation, cellular component: nucleolus; spindle pole; centrosome. Gene Ontology annotation, molecular function: protein serine/threonine phosphatase activity; protein tyrosine/serine/threonine phosphatase activity. The coding region runs from base 334 to 2145 and encodes 603 amino acids.